AUGGAAGUCGACAAUCCAUUCUCAGUCUUCCCCAGGGAAGUCCGAGACAUGAUAUAUUCCUACUCUAUUCCGGAAAUCCCAGCCACAGACGCCACAGUCUUCAAAACAGCCUACAACACCAAGAAUGCCCCUCUUCUGUUCCUCAACGAAGCCAUCUCCAAAGACGUUCAGCACGUGCUCUACCAAUAUCAUGCCAUCGUCAUCCCAGUGCUGAACCCAAGCGAAUACGAACUCAAAGAGACAAAAUUCGCACCUAUCGUCAGCCAAUGCUCGCGCCUGAUGAAACAGCGCUCUAACAGAGUAAUCAUCGGUACAUCACGCUUCAUUGCCGCAAGCUACUCGCCGCUGCUUCACAUAAACAUCCACGACGGAACAUCAGCUGAAGACUGGAUCCAGAAAUUCUGCGGAUUUGAUAAUCCUGAGCCGCUAGCCAAGAAACUCAUCGAUGAGUUGAUUUCGCUACGACCUGAACUGCCGAAUGUCAAGGUCAUUGAAUUCAAGUUUUUCGAGGGUUUUAAUGUCCUUGUCGCUUUGAGGUGGAGGGAGUACCUUUUAGAAUUGAAAGAGGCAUGGCCGGAUAUUGAGAUUGAGAUCGAUUUUGUUCCUGCGUUUCUGGGCUGGGAACAUGUUGAAGCAUUUUUUCAGGACGCUCAGGAUAGUAUGGAGGAAGAUGGUGUUUUUAAACCGGACAGGCUGAGGGAUUUGGAAGAGAGGAAGUAUGGCACUGCAUGA
Molecule: messenger RNA, 732 nt
Organism: Fusarium pseudograminearum CS3096
Lineage: Eukaryota; Fungi; Ascomycota; Sordariomycetes; Hypocreales; Nectriaceae
Exons: 1
Coding region: 1-732 (243 amino acids)
Source: RefSeq, a predicted model, not a curated record